AUGCUCCUGUUGUCAGUUUUGCUGCUCGUGUCCCGAGCUCAGGGUGCAUAUCCCGAGUGCGGUGAAAGGCCUGUUUUUGAGGCAGGACCUCAGUACUCCAGAAUCAUAGAGGGGAAGGAGGCUAAGGUGGGUGAGUUCCCGUGGCUGGUGAGUAUUCAGGCAGGAAAUGAACAUUUUUGUGGAGGCACCAUCAUCGACGAGUGGUGGAUUGUCACUGCUGCUCACUGCGUACAUAGUGGGAAACUGCAACCAAGAGACCUGAACGUUGUGCUCGGAACCAACGACUUACAGAGUCCAUCCCUGGAAGUAAAGGAGGUCACCAGCAUCGUCGUUCACAAGGACUUUGAGAAAGUGAGCGUGAACAAUGACAUCGCCUUGCUGCUGUUGAGCUCGUACAUCACGUUCAGCGGCCUGAAAGAACCCAUCUGCGUGCCCAGGCGGCCCAGCCCCUCCACGUGGAGCGAAUGUUGGGUGGCAGGAUGGGGACAGACCAAAGCUGAUGACAAAAACUCCAUGGGAACCGACCUGAUGAAGGUGCCAAUGAUCAUCAUGGACUGGGAGAAAUGUUCAAAGGUGUUUCCAAAGCUCACCAAAAACAUGCUGUGUGCUGGAUAUGAGAAUUCGAGCUAUGAUUCUUGCCAGGGAGACAGUGGGGGGCCUCUCGUCUGUACCACGGGAUCCCACAAGAAGUGGUACCAGGUGGGCAUCGUCAGCUGGGGAAAGAGCUGUGGACAGAAGGACACCCCAGGAGUCUACACCUUGUUAGAAAACUACAGCCCCUGGAUCAAGAAGGUGACGGAGAUGGAGGGAAGGCCCUACAAAGCUCAGAUGAUGAGAGUUCCUUCCCUACGGAAACCGGUGGGGUCCCGGGCCCCAGGGUCCCUAGAGCCAGGCAGCCCCAGACUCCGGCUCCUGCUCUGCCUUCUGUCCUACAUGCUGUUCUAGGCCAUUUUCUACCGAUAA
Molecule: messenger RNA, 963 nt
Organism: Phyllostomus hastatus (greater spear-nosed bat)
Lineage: Eukaryota; Metazoa; Chordata; Mammalia; Chiroptera; Phyllostomidae
Gene: PRSS55
Product: serine protease 55
Exons: 5
Biological process (GO): proteolysis
Molecular function (GO): serine-type endopeptidase activity
Source: RefSeq, a predicted model, not a curated record